Ostreococcus tauri is the source of this 1662-nucleotide messenger RNA. RefSeq names its product DNA-repair protein, UmuC-like, N-terminal. Bases 1 to 1662 code for a protein of 553 amino acids. The record is from RefSeq and is a predicted model, not a curated record. NCBI's taxonomy places the organism in Eukaryota, Viridiplantae, Chlorophyta, Mamiellophyceae, Mamiellales, Bathycoccaceae. Gene Ontology annotation, cellular component: nucleus. Gene Ontology annotation, molecular function: deoxycytidyl transferase activity; DNA-directed DNA polymerase activity; damaged DNA binding. Gene Ontology annotation, biological process: error-prone translesion synthesis; error-free translesion synthesis. The transcript has a single exon.
AUGCACGUCGACAUGGACUGCUUCUUCGCCUCCGUGGCGACGCGUAACGAUGAAGAGCUGCGGUCCAAACCGGUGGCGGUGACGUGGGGGACGACGAAGAGCCAGAGAGGGGAGAUCAGCUCGUGCAACUACCGCGCGCGGGCGUUCGGCGUCCGCGCGGGAAUGUGGUUGGACGAAGCCUUACGAGCGUGUCCGACCUUGGUGACGCUCCCGUACGAUUUCUCCGCGUACGAAGCGACGGCUCUGGAGGUGUACGAGAUCUUGUGGGCGAUAUCGGGUGGGGAGGUGGUCGGCGUGAGUUGCGAUGAGGCGUACGUGGACGCGAGCGAGCGGAGCGCGAGAGAAGGCAAGGAUCCGUUGGAGGUGGCGGAAGAGAUUCGUAGACAGGUUCGUGCGCGAACCGGAUGUUCGUGUAGCGUCGGGAUCGGGUCGAACAUGUUGUUGGCGCGGUUGGCGACGCGAAGGGCCAAGCCGGAUGGGACGUUUUUCGUGGCGCCCGCGAUGGAGCGGGCGUUCAUCGCGGCGACGUUAGUGGAGGACAUUCCUGGCGUGGGACGAACGGCGGGUAAGAAAUUAGAAGUUUUCGGGGCCAAGACAUGUGGGGAGCUAUUGCGCGUGCCCGUGGAUGACGUGCGACGUGCGAUAGGGGGUAAGUUGGCGGAGAAGUUACUCGACGCCGCGCGAGGCGUGGACAAGACUCCGUGGCGCGUUCGUCCGGAGCGCAAAUCAGUCGGGGCUCAAAUGUCGUGGGGCGUGCGAUGUGCCACGGAUGACAUCGCGCAAGAUUUUGUGCGUCAGCUCGCGAACGAGGUCUCGCAGCGCAUGCAGCGCUUGAAGAUUCGUGGCGGGAGAAUGUUUCUCAAGGUGUGGCGAGCGAUUCCAGAUGUGCGCACGAAGCGCGAUUAUCAAGGUCACGGCGCGUGCGAUGUCUUGACGCGUUCGAAACCGAUGUUGCGUGUAAGUAAUGACACAGAAAUCGUCGCGAACGAGGCCUUAUCACUCUUGCGGGAACUCAGAGUCGAAGCCACGCUCAUUCGUGGUCUUGGUGUCUCCGUCAACAAGCUCGAGGGUGAAAACGGUGUCGCGUCCCCCACUUCAAAGAGACAACCUACGCUCUUCCAGAUGUUUCGCGGCGACGAACCCGAGGCGAAAGCAGAACUCAACGAUGAAACACUAGAUUCUGAGACAAGCGAUGAGGACGUGAUAGAGACACAGGGUGAAGAAGAUGUCGCGAACACGCAGGAGUUGACGCAAAACGAAUGUGACUUUGCUCUCUUCAACGAUUCGCAAGCCGAGAUCGAUUCAGAUUUGGGACGAUCGAUGCGCGAGGCGUUCGCCUCCGCCGCACGCGCGUACGCAUGGCAAAGUUACGAGCUCACGCGCUUGAGUCUCUCGAAGCGUCGUCGUGAGACGUAUGGAGAGGAUGAGUAUGCCAAGCGUGCCACCUCGAGCGCAACCGAUGUCAUCCUCGCGCACGCACGACGGUCGUAUCUCAGAGAAGGCGCGAGUGGACUCAGCGCAGUGUUGGACGACGCGCGCGCGCUAUGUCGAUCGCACGAGCUCUUACACGAGAAAUAUUCCUCUCAAGGAGCCGCGUUCAUCGCCGCCUGGCUCGAUCGAGUCGACACCGUCGAGCGAUUGGUGUCCUCGAGCGGGAACUAG